AUGAGAGUCUACUCUUGUCAUUUUUGCUCGUCGCCGGUUUACCCGAGUAAAGGUAUAAUGUUCGUGAGAAACGAUGCCAAAGAGUUCAGAUUCUGCAGAGCCAAGUGCCAUAAGGCCUUCAAGCAGAGAAGAAACCCAAGAAAGUUGAGAUGGACCAAGGCUUUCAGAAAGGCUGCCGGCAAGGAGUUGGUCGUCGACUCCACCUUAACAUUCGCUUCGAGAAGAAACGUUCCUGUCAGAUACAACCGUGAGUUGGUGGCCACGACAUUGAAGGCCAUGUCGAGAAUCGAGGAGAUCAGACAGAAGAGAGAGCGUGCCUUCUAUAAGAACAGAAUGAGAGGCAACAAGGAAAGACAGAUGGCCUUGGACAAGAAGUUGGUGGAGGAGAACCCCGAGUUGUUGAGAAUGAGGGAGGUCGAGUUGAAGAGAAAGGCCGAGAAGAAGGCCCUCAAGGAACAAGCCGAGCUGGAAGACGAGGAGUUGGAAGACGAGGACGAGGAUAUGAUGGACGUGGAGUCCGAGGAGGAGUCCGAAUCCGAGGCCGAGCAGCAGAAGCAGAAGGUGUUGUUGAAGGCCAAGAGAAAGGCCAGAGCCUAA
Molecule: messenger RNA, 597 nt
Organism: Candidozyma haemuli
Lineage: Eukaryota; Fungi; Ascomycota; Pichiomycetes; Serinales; Metschnikowiaceae
Gene: RLP24
Product: ATPase-activating ribosome biosynthesis protein
Exons: 1
Coding region: 1-597 (198 amino acids)
Biological process (GO): ribosomal large subunit biogenesis
Cellular component (GO): nucleolus
Source: RefSeq, a predicted model, not a curated record